This is a messenger RNA of Lolium rigidum, 2039 nucleotides long. RefSeq names its product pentatricopeptide repeat-containing protein At5g14080-like. The record is from RefSeq and is a predicted model, not a curated record. The transcript has 5 exons. Gene Ontology annotation, molecular function: protein binding. NCBI's taxonomy places the organism in Eukaryota, Viridiplantae, Streptophyta, Magnoliopsida, Poales, Poaceae. The coding region runs from base 1 to 1896 and encodes 631 amino acids.
AUGGCCGCCAAAUUCCUGCCGCAGCGACAUCCACGGAAUCCCCGCGCCCGACGGAUGCUCCUGCUGCUCCCAGCGUCCGUGUCGCACAACUGCCCCUGCUUUCUUCGACUGUCGCAGAUAGGCCGCGACCAGGACGAGAUGGCGGCCAAGUUCUCGCCACCACCGGAUGCAGCGACCUUCCCCGCGCCCAACGGCCCUGCCCGGAGGGCGCCGCACAUCGCCAUCUUUUUUACUGCUCUGCUUUCGAUCCUGGGAGCCUGCACGCUAAGGUGUCCUCCGCUCUCCGACGCCACCCGCGCGCUCGCGGCCUCCGCUCUCCUCCGCCACGGCCGCCUCCCCGACGCGCUCGCGCACUUCGGCCUCCUCCCGGGCUCCGCCCCGCUCCCCGCGGCGCUCUGCAACUCCCUGCUCGCCGCGCUAGCGUCCACCGGGUCACUCGCCGCCGCGCGCAAGGUGUUCGACAGAAUGCUGGUUACCGCCACUGAGCUGGACACUGUCGGCUUCGGGGUGUUCGUCAAGAACGUGGGCAGGAGGGACGGGUUGGACGAGGUCCUGCGGCUGGUGGACGCGGUGCACCAUCAGGGGGACUCGAUCAUCAACAGGUCUCUUGUCGCAGCGAUGGUCGUCGAUGGUUUGUGUCGGGAGGGGAGGAUAGAGGAUGCUUGGCGGGCUUUGGAGGAUAUGAGGUUACGCGGAUGGAAGCCCGAUUUUGUAGCGUACAGGAUCGUGUCUGAGGGGUUUAGGAUAGCGGAAAGGGCAGACGAGGAAGGGAGGAUCUUGAAGCAGAAGAGGAAGCUCGGUGUUGCCCCAAGGAAGGUGGACUACAGAGAGCUUUUGCUUGCGUUGGUGUCCAACAGGCAGAUCUCUGAGGCGAAGGAGAUGGCGGAGGCCAUUGUAUCAGGCGAUUUCCCCAUUGAUGACGAUGUGUUGAAUGUCCUCGUCUGUUCGGUGUCUGAGAUUGAUGCUGAUGCUGCCAUUAUGUUCUGCAAGUUCAUGAUAGGGCAGGGGAGAUUGCCAAGUACCGAGGUGCUUGUACAGCUUUGCGAGAGCCUUUGCAGGAAUAAGAAGGGUGAUGAGAUGUGGGAAAUGUUUAAGGUGCUUUUGGAUAGGGGGUGUUGGACGAGUGAGAAGGACUACCAUCUGGUGGUGUCAUUCUUGGGCAAGGCAGGAAAGGUGAGAGAGGCAUAUGAUGUGAUCAAGGAGAUAAAAAGAAAGAGGCUAGAUCCUGGCAUUUCGUCAUACAAUUCUCUCAUGGUAACACUCUGUAGAAAUGACCUCCUUAGACCAGCUAAGAAGUUGUGGGAUGAGAUGUUCACCAGUGGGUGUAGUCCAAAUCUGCAGACCUACAAUAUACUUAUAACAAAAUUUGCAGAGAUUGGUGAAACUGGAGAAGUCCAGCAGCUGUUUGAUCACAUGCUCCAGAAAGGAGUGGCCCCAGAUGGUGCAACAUACACUUCAGUCAUUACUAUGCUGUGCCAAGAAAACAAAUAUGAACAGGCUGAGGAAAUCUUCAACAAGUCUGUAGUGCAGGAUCCUAAACUAGCUAGUUCAGUGCUAACUGUACUUAUCCUUGCACUCUGUAAACAAGGUAGCUUUAAAGCAGCAUUGAAUGUAAUGUUCAGUGUUCCAUCCAAUAUUGAGAGCUCGAAUUCACAUGUCAUUUUGUUGAAGUUCCUAACAGAUGCCGAGGAAAUAGAAAUGGCCCUUGAACACAUAAAAUGGAUUAAGCGCUGCUGCAGCUCUACGUUUAAGGGCAUAAUGAACGAACUAAUGGCUUCUCUUUCGACUUCUGCUAGUCUUCAACCUGUCACAAAGUUGGUUCGCUAUUUACAUUCUCAGGGGCUUGUUGACGAAGUUGGCCCAUGGAUGAAGAUGAUAGAGAAUGUUUAUGCUUGAAUAACAACUUCAACGGUUACCAUAUCAUGACAUCAUAUCAGUUAUCCAUUUUGCAUAUCAGGCCAGAAGUGUCUGGGAUCAUUGGAGGUUUUGUGCUGCUGCUCUAUGUCUAUGCUCCUAUUCCAACAGAAACCUAGAAACCU